CAUCCCGUCGUGCGACGCUAAGCAGAUUGGCGCGGGUGGAUUUAAGCCGUCGCCUUCUCACUCGCGCGCUGCGCUAACUUGUCCAUUAAGGAGCCGACAGAGGAGACGCACAAACGGAGCGCAGGUCGGCGGCGUCGGUUCCGGAGGGUCCAGACGGAGAAUGCGCUGACGACCGGACGGAUCGGACGACGACGGACGCGGUCCGGAGACGGGAGCGCGCAGAGACGAGCCCGGAGCCCGAACGCCCCAGAACCGAACCUGCUCCCGCAACACCUUGAUGCGGCUCAUACAUGAAAGCGACCGCCUGCGGAGUCGGAGAAGGAGCCCGUCAGCCCGGGGCGCGCGGCCCGACACCGGCCACCAUGUCCGGCAACUCCUCUGACUUCCAGAACCGCACGGCGCCGGCGGACGCGGCCGCCCGCUACAACUUCCCGGCGCUCGCAUUCGGCGUCGUGCUGAUUGUGGUCAUCGCCGGAGGAAACGUGCUCGUGUGUCUGAGCGUUUAUUUGGAGAAGGCUCUGAAAACCACGACCAACUACUUCAUAGUCAGUUUGGCGUUCGCGGACCUGCUGCUGGCGGUUCUGGUUCUGCCGCUCUUCGUUUACGCAGAGUUCCAGGGGGGAGUCUGGUCCCUCAACAUGCUGGUGUGCGACGCCCUGAUGACCAUGGAUGUGAUGCUGUGCACCGCGUCCAUCUUCAACCUCUGCGCCAUCAGCGUGGACAGGUUCAUUGCCGUGUCCGUCCCGCUGAACUACAACCGCCGGCACGUGGACCGGCGGCAGCGGGUGCUGCUGGCGGCCACGUGGCUGCUGGCGCUGGCCGUGGCGUCGCCCGUCGUCUUCGGCAUCAACGACGUGGGCGGCCGCGACCCGCGCGAAUGCAAGCUGGAGGACGCCAACUACGUGGUGUACUCGUCCGUGUGCUCCUUCUUCAUCCCCUGCCCCAUCAUGGUGCUGCUCUACGUGGGCGUGUUCCGCGGCCUCCGGCGCUGGGAGGAGACCCGCAAGGCCAAGCUGCGCAGCAGCAUCGAGGCCUGCAGGAAGCUGCAGCACGCCGCCGCGGCCGGCGCCGGGCCCGGACCCGGCCCGCUGCCCAUGCCCCUGCCCCGGGUCAUCGAGCGGGACCUGGCCCAGUCCCGCAUGGACGACACGGACGACGACGUGCAGCAGGAGAUCCCGUACCCGCGGCAGUACAGGGAGAACUCUGUGCCCACGGUGACGUUCAGCCAGCAGCAGAGGAGGAAGAGGGCCAAGAUCAACAGCAGGGAGAGGAAGGCCAUGAGGGUGCUGCCCGUGGUAGUGGGCUGCUUCCUCUUCUGCUGGACUCCGUUCUUCGUGGUCCACACCAUGCGCGCCGUGUGUCUGACGUGCGACAUCCCCCCCGGCCUGAUGAGCACCGUCACCUGGCUGGGCUACGUCAACAGUGCUCUCAACCCCAUCAUCUACACCAUCUUCAACACGGAGUUCAAAAAGUUCUUCAAGAAAUGCUUUAAGAGCUGCUGCUGACGCUGGAUAUCCCUCCACUGGAAGCACUGAGCUCAGACACGCUGAUCAAAGUCCAGUGUUCAGUUAAUGUGACUGCUAGGUUCCGUCCAGUCUCCUCACGGUCUCUGGGAAUCACUGCACAGACAAAAAACUGGUGGAAACCUGCUCAGAGCAGCGAAAGAGAAACUCUAUUAUCUUCACCAAGGAUUUUGUGCUUCUCUCUCUGAGCACAGAGCUGCAUGUUAUAACACGCUGCAGAGCACAGGAGGGUCCGUCUGAGGCCACAGCAACACAAAGACUGGUGAAAAGAUUUUAUUUUUAAUGCAAGAAAUGCUAAAAUGACUCCAAAUGUUGGAAAACAUUCGCUCUAUUGCCAAAAGUGAGACUGAAGGAUCGACACCCGUCAAGUUCGAUUAGGGCAGUUUAGCAUUAAGGCUGUGAAAAAAGGCCGAGGUCUGGUCUGAAGUCCCCUAAAGUCGAGCUUUAUCCACAUUUUGCCAGCGUACUCAUCCACAGGCUUCACCUGCGUGGACACUAUGGUUCCUCACAGGCCAAGUUUGAAAUUCUUUUGCCAUAGGAGAGUCUUUAAGUCUGAACUUUGCUUGUAAAUGCAUUUGAAUAUCUGUAUUUAUUGAAAAAUAAAAUUCAUAUUUUUAUGCUGUUUUCUUCUUCACAUACAAAGUGAUGUUUGUAGUAAUUAACAGUGAUCAUGUGUCAUAUUUGUUGGAAGUACGUGAGCCUGUGGCUUCAGGUCUGAUGCUCACCUUGCAGAUGUACCUUCAGUUAAAUGCUCGCAGUCAUUGGUUGUUCAUUUAUCAGCCCUCAAAUUUUUAUGAGCUGCCUGCUUCACUCUGAUUAACAUCAGAACUCUGACUCUGCUAUUUCAAAAUAUUUUAACCAUUCUAUCACACCUACACCACUAUCACGAAAACAGCACGAGGAAAUAUCUUUUAGGACAUGGUGUUUUAAUGCUUUCAUUAAAAAGGUCCAGAGAGCUUUAGAAGCAGUUUUUAGGCCAAGAUAGCGUGACGCUGCUCUCAUUCUUUAUGUUGGGUUUUCUUUCAGCCUAUGGCUUCUCUGUAGAGACACAUUUAAACAGCAAAAACACUACGAAGUAAUCAAAGCACUGAGCUGUGUGGCCUAUUAUUACCUGCAGUGAUCCUACGGAGACACUAAUGUGGCACAAACAUGGCCGAGGUGCUGAAGUCUCGUUAUAAAGCACGGAGGGUAGAAUGAAUGAAAAAAAAAAGACAA
Betta splendens (Siamese fighting fish) is the source of this 2738-nucleotide messenger RNA. RefSeq names its product dopamine receptor D4b (gene drd4b). NCBI's taxonomy places the organism in Eukaryota, Metazoa, Chordata, Actinopteri, Anabantiformes, Osphronemidae. Gene Ontology annotation, molecular function: G protein-coupled receptor activity; dopamine neurotransmitter receptor activity, coupled via Gi/Go. The transcript is spliced from 4 exons. Gene Ontology annotation, biological process: adenylate cyclase-inhibiting dopamine receptor signaling pathway; adenylate cyclase-activating adrenergic receptor signaling pathway. Bases 291 to 1505 code for a protein of 404 amino acids. Gene Ontology annotation, cellular component: plasma membrane. The record is from RefSeq and is a predicted model, not a curated record.